AUGGUACUCAAACUGAACCAACCCAUCUCCAUCGCCAAUAUCCGCCCCAUCUCCCUUACGUCCUGCGCCGGGAAACUGUUUGAACACACGGUCAACGAGCGGCUCACCAGACAUCUCGAGGUCAACGAUCACUAUCCGCACACCAUGUUCCGCUUCCGCCAGAUGCUCUCCACGCAGAAUGUCCUCUUCCAGCUAAAGGAAGAUAUUCUUGACCAUUUGAGCAAACACAGCAAGUCAUCUAUUCUAGCUCUAGACGUAAAGGGCACCUUCGAUAACGUGAGCCAUGAAGCCAUUCUCUGUAACUUAGAAGAUAUCGGCUGUGAUGCCAAAACAUACGCCUAA
Messenger RNA from Dermacentor silvarum, 342 nucleotides. RefSeq lists its product as uncharacterized. The transcript has a single exon. Bases 1 to 342 code for a protein of 113 amino acids. The record is from RefSeq and is a predicted model, not a curated record. Lineage: Eukaryota; Metazoa; Arthropoda; Arachnida; Ixodida; Ixodidae.